AAUAUACUGAUGUGUAUACAGGUGUACUUUUUUGCUCCUCUUCUCACGAAGUCCUAUCGGAGCCGCCCUGCCGGUGACAAGCAGGAGGCGGCUGCUGGCCGCCAGGUGGCGCUGCGGGGCCGGGCAGGGCUGGGCGCGGUGGCUCUCCUCAGCGGCGCCCCCUCUCGGCCACUCCGGGCGCAUCCCCCGCGGCGGUCCGGUUCCUGCUCCGUCGCUCCCGAAAGUGCUCUGCUGCACCCGCGCUGCGGAGGACAGCCCCGCCGAGACCUCUCUCCAGCACCCCGGGUCCGGAGGAAGGAAAAGGAAGAGGGAUAUUUUCUCUCUUUUCAUUGUUAUUAUUUUUUUUCCUUUGAUGAACUCAGUGAAGUUCGGACAGCUGACCGUGGUCCUCCCCGCUGCCGGAGGGGGAACCCCUAUUAGGGAGGAAAAAAACUCCUAAAAGGUUAACCUAAGAAGAGCUUACACCCACGGCUCCUCAGCCUCUUCGGAUCCCAGUAGCCCUCAGCUGCGGGUGCCAAUGCCAGUAAGCUCCUCCGAGCGGCAGGAGAAGCUCCGUGCCCUCGUUAGGCAGUGCUGCCGAGGCAGCAGCACAGACUCCGCGCUCUCCGGCGGAGGUCUCGAAGGAGGCAGAAGGAGGAUCCGCUAGGAUCCAGGUAGAUCCAGCUUUUACCGCUUACCAAAAGCCACCACCAGCAGGACCUCCGUCUCCUCCCUCCCUCCUCCCCAACUCCCUCCCUCCCCUGCCCCUCCGCGAUGAGAGACGGGCCAAAGUCCGCGAGCGCCAGCAGCGCUCGCUGCCAGGGGCGGACGGAUCGCUUUCAUGUCACAGGGUGACUGCUAGCCCUGCGGAAGCUCCCCGGGCCGGGCUGGGGCGGCGGGAGGGCAGCUGCCCCGAGCCCGGGGUGACUGCCGGCCCCGCGGAAUGCUGUCGGCGGGGGAUGCGGAGCGGGCUGUGGACUAACAUGGGGGGCAGCCACUCGCACAGGGCGCCCGUGUUCGACGAGAACGAGGACGUUAACUUUGACCAUUUUCAAAUAUUGCGGGCUAUUGGCAAAGGGAGUUUUGGAAAGGUGUGCAUUGUACAGAAGAGAGACACCAAGAAAAUGUAUGCCAUGAAAUACAUGAAUAAACAGAAGUGCAUUGAGAGAGAUGAAGUUCGGAAUGUUUUUCGGGAGCUACAGAUCAUGCAAGGCCUAGAGCAUCCCUUCCUAGUCAACCUGUGGUAUUCCUUUCAAGAUGAAGAAGACAUGUUCAUGGUGGUUGAUCUCUUGCUUGGAGGAGACCUGAGGUACCAUUUGCAGCAGAAUGUUCACUUUAAUGAAGGAACCGUCAAACUGUACAUCUGUGAGCUGGCACUUUCCCUGGAUUAUUUGCAGAGAUACCACAUCAUUCACAGGGAUAUCAAACCUGACAACAUAUUACUGGAUGAGCAUGGACAUGUUCAUAUCACUGACUUUAACAUUGCAACCAUAGUAAAAGGCUCAGAAAAGGCUUCAUCUAUGGCUGGCACAAAGCCCUACAUGGCUCCAGAAGUGUUCCAGGCCUUUAUGGAUGGAGGUCCAGGAUACUCGUACCCUGUUGACUGGUGGUCUCUAGGAAUUACAGCGUAUGAAUUGUUGAGGGGUUGGAGGCCAUAUGAAAUUCAUUCAGCCACCCCCAUUGAUGAGAUACUCAACAUGUUCAAGAUAGAAAGAGUCCACUACUCAUCUACAUGGUGCAAGGGCAUGACAGCAUUACUAAAAAAGCUCCUCACCAAGGACCCGGAGUGCCGUCUUUCAAGUCUUGCAGAUAUCCAAAGCUCUCCAUACUUAGUUGAUGUCAACUGGGAUGCUGUUCUGGAUAAAGCUGUGACUCCAGGCUUUGUUCCUAAUAAAGGAAGACUGAACUGUGAUCCAACAUUUGAACUUGAAGAAAUGAUCUUGGAGUCCAAGCCCCUUCACAAAAAGAAAAAGAGACUUGCCAAAAACAAAUCCAAGGAUGGAACUAAAGAAAGCUGCCCUCUGAACAUACACCUGCAGCAGUGCUUGGAAACUGUUAGGAAAGAAUUCAUCAUAUUCAACAGAGAGAAACUAAGAAGGCAGCAGGAUCAAAGCGGGCAGACUUCCAGCACAGACAGCAGAGCAUCCUUGCAGAGCCAUGGGAAGCUUCAAGAUGGACGUAACAACAACUUGCUUGGACAUGGCUGUACAAGAGGCUGCAGCAGCUAGUGAGCUACAGCUCCACACAGGCUUUCACCUGGGGGUGAGGAAGAAUCCUCUCCCACAUGCCUUCAUACUCACCCCUUGGAUCCCAAGCAAUCAGUCCUCCUGCAGGAUCCCCAGCUGAGGGCAAGUCCACAGAGAAAAUGGCCGAGAACUUCCAUCUAAGACUGUUCUUCUGACUCUGCCAUUGGAAAAAAGAGACCAUCAAGAACAAAAUGCAGUUUUAUAAGUUUGACUUUCCUUUUCAAAAUCCUGGAAGAAAACUUGAAACAACUCACUAGGCAGCCUCUCAAAUAUUGCCAUGUUUCUGGCCAUUUGCAAGAGACAAGUUGCACUGGGGCCAGCUUUAUCUUGAAGACUUUACGCUAUCCUCUCUGUCUCCAUUAAUUAAAAUGAUCCAAUGUUGAAUUUCAUGGAGCUGCUAGACACAGCUGUUUCCAAACAUCUGCUGUUGAGUUUAUAACAGAUGUACAUGAUGUAAAUACAUGAUUGUAGUGUCAAAUAGGAUAAACACUGAAUAAUUUCAUUUGACUACCUGAAGGCCAUUGGCAAUGUUGCACCGUGAAUGUCUUCAUUUUGUUCUUUAACUUCAUGCAUUCUGCUGUGUAGUGAGAGAUGUGACCCACGCCAAAUCAAACUGUUGCUAGUGACUCUUGUGGAUGCAGGAUCAGACACAUCAGCAGUGUUUCAUAAAUAUGACAAAGACAGAUCUUUAUAGACUGACUGAGCCUGAGCUGAAAAGCAGCUUAGGAAGGAGAGCUAAAAACACGAAGAAUUUGCUCAGAUCCACAGUUAAAUGUUAUAAAUGUGAAGAAAUCUGUUUCCAUGGAUCUAUUCUGGACAAGAACUGUCUUGAAUAGAAAGAAACAUACAUUAUCCUUUAGUAUUGAUUAGAUGAAGUCUCUUUUUUUUAAUUGAAAAAAAAAGAAUAGCAUCCACAAUCUCAUAUAUUUAAUACAUUUAUGGUAUUUUACAACUUGUACAUCCACAUUUUGAUAAUAAAUGCAUGCUCGUUCUGUCCAAUUGUGCUUUUCUUUUUAAGAGUUAUGUAAACAAAUUUCAUUUCAAAUUUUUUAAGACAUAAUUUAAGCCUUUGGAAGUGAUAGGCAUUUUAUUUGUAAUAACCUAUUUUUACUGUAUUGUUUCCAUUUUAUCUUUUAGAAAACAAAGUUCUUUGUAAUCAAAUAGAUUUUAAAAUUUUGUUUCACACUAUAUGUAAUUUUUUCGCCAAAAUUUUUUUCGUAAAAUAGAGAUUUUUUUAUGGCUCCAUGAAAUGAUAUGGUGUUCCUGUCCACAACAGAGAAGUUUACUAAAGCACUAAGGCAAAGACUUUACAUCUGUUAUAAGCAUAGUGUGGAUUUACUUGCUUAAUUUUGGCACAGACUGAAAUCAUAGGAUCAAACAAAGGGGUAGAGAUGCUUUGGUCUUAAAGAGAGUGGCUUUCAUUGCCCAGAAUAAACGGUUUCAUGAUCAUAACUCCUUAUAACGAUCCUUUAUUAUUAUUAUUAUUAAUAAUGUUUAUUUCACAUUGGAAGUUCCAGAGUAACAUUUUACAUAACAUCUGGAAAAACCUAUUUCUCUGUUUCAUUUAAAAUGUAUUACGAUCUUUGAUCUCAAUCCUAGAAAGAAAUGAAAGAUUUUAUGAGAGCAAUCCUAAACAAAUUAAUUGCACUUCUCAUUUGCGGGAUCCAUGCUGUAACAGAUAUUACAGAUUAAAGCCACAAAGCUUUAGGAGGUAAGGUCAGUAAUAUAUGAAGCAUGAAAUGUUCCUGAGAUGUCACUCACGAGGAUGUCAGCCUGCAUCUGCUUUGUGGAGCUCCUCGUGUGGGGCUGUAGUGCUUGCUAACAGACACCCAGCCACUAUGCAGUCUGUCUAUUGAACAAGUCCUGAUCCACAGCCUUUAAAAUACAAGAGUUUCAUCAAUGACACACUAAAAUCCAAGGAUUUUUCCUGCAAGUGGAAUUCAAUUAGCAGCAGGAGUCUUUUGAACAUUUGCAGUUUGAUCUGGCUGGCUGCAGGGGACUUUUGCCAAUGCUUCACUAAGCUGUUUUUGAGAUGAGCCUGGUUAUUUGAUAGAUGGCAUCUCCUUGAAUGUGUUUGUAGAGUGUUAUGCACGAAUGCAAUCCCACACAAAUGCUUUAAUUUCACAGUUGUCACCACACAGUCAUUUCUCAAGCAACUUUGCUACUUUAAAAAAAACUCAUGGCACUGAUGCUCAGGUGCAUCCAGAGUCCAUGACACCUCCCUGACUGCAAGCUGAACCUUACAUUGCAUAUAACUGUCUUCAUCUGCUUACUGUGCAGGUCAACAAACACUCUUGGCUACACUGUGGUGACCCAAUGCACUUUUCAUCUUUCCAUUCUAACACUAUAAAGAACUGUCCUACCAUGGGAAGCACCGAUAAUGGUGCAGAAGUGAGCUUGUUCUUAGCUUUGUGGGAAUCUAACAAUGACUAGAAGGAAAGUCGCGCGGCUUGGGAAUAAUCCUGAGAAGCUCUGGGAUGGAAUUUGUCUCCUUGAACUUCAGACUUGAACAAAAAUGCACAUGCCUGCAGCUCAGUUAGCCAGAUGUAGGCUCAAAAAAUAAGAAUAAAAAAAGAUGCUUGUAGGAUACGGUGCCUUCGGUCAGUCUUGAUUUUCUCCUUCAGCAGAUGGAUGUCCCUGUAGCUCUGCCUCCAUGGUGUAUAAAGUCAGCAUACACAGUCAUUGACAGAUGAAUCAUAUUUGUUAUGGCAUAGGCAUUUUGUAGAGAUGCAGUCUCAUUGUUAUGAGAAAAAAAGGAACGAUCAUGGUCAUUUCAGCAGCAGUAAGAAUGAGCCAUUUAAACAGUUUCCAUCCUCGCAUGGAAAAGUAGUAUUAUAUUUUAUACCAGAACAGUCACUUGCAAUGAGUGCUGCCUUGCUUUUCCAGCAGAAAUGAAAACAA
This is a messenger RNA of Tympanuchus pallidicinctus (lesser prairie-chicken), 5126 nucleotides long. RefSeq names its product serine/threonine kinase 32B (gene STK32B). Lineage: Eukaryota; Metazoa; Chordata; Aves; Galliformes; Phasianidae. The coding region runs from base 939 to 2207 and encodes 422 amino acids. Gene Ontology annotation, molecular function: G protein-coupled receptor kinase activity; G protein-coupled receptor binding; ATP binding. The record is from RefSeq and is a predicted model, not a curated record. The transcript is spliced from 12 exons. Gene Ontology annotation, biological process: protein phosphorylation; regulation of signal transduction; G protein-coupled receptor signaling pathway.